UGCAUGGGGAAUUAUCAUUCCUUCUAUCCUUUGGCUUGUUAGCAAUUUAGGAUCGAUGUUGACGUCCAAUAUUUCGAUUGAUGGUUUACAAAAAUUUUUUCUAACUUUUUAUCCAAUAUGGCGUUUGUGGACAGAUACAUGUAAACAUUUGAACGUUUAUAGUUCAGAAGACCUUAUUGAAAAGUUUCUUCUUCUAUGGGAAAUGGUACUUCUAAUUGUAAUGGGUACUCAUGCAUCAGAUAUAUUUUAUUCGAC
This is a messenger RNA of Scutellospora calospora, 255 nucleotides long. NCBI's taxonomy places the organism in Eukaryota, Fungi, Glomeromycota, Glomeromycetes, Diversisporales, Gigasporaceae. The record is from the annotation of a GenBank genome assembly.